Molecule: messenger RNA, 1733 nt
Organism: Hylaeus volcanicus
Lineage: Eukaryota; Metazoa; Arthropoda; Insecta; Hymenoptera; Colletidae
Gene: CstF50
Product: cleavage stimulation factor subunit 1
Exons: 4
Coding region: 70-1380 (436 amino acids)
Biological process (GO): mRNA 3'-end processing
Cellular component (GO): mRNA cleavage stimulating factor complex
Molecular function (GO): RNA binding; protein binding
Source: RefSeq, a predicted model, not a curated record
AUUUAGUGCAUUCUACCGGAAACAGGCAAGAUUACUUAGCCCCGUUGAAAAAUAAAGAUUUCGAACGCAAUGAAGGAACCCGAAGUGGACCCGAAGAAUAUUAUUAAAAGCAGAGAAUUGCUUUAUAGGCUUAUGAUCAGCCAAUUAUUUUAUGAUGGACAUCAGACAUUGGCAGUGCAACUAUCGAAUAUAAUUCAGGCAGAACCUCCGUGUCCUCCGUCUGAUCGUUUGCUUCACUUAAUGUUGAUCGGAUUAGUCCAUGAACCUGAUCGUUCUAAAAAGGAUACGGGUAACUUAUCUACGUUUCCUUCGACGUUUGAUAACACUUUGGGGCCUGGUUUAGACUUAGAAUUCGAGACAGAAGCUCAAACUCAAGCUCCAGAGCCGGCGCAAUACGAAACUGCCUAUGUUACUUCUCACAAGGGAAAUUGUAGAGCGGGAGCAUUUUCCGCGGAUGGUCAGUUAAUAGCGACCGGAUCGGUGGACGCGUCGAUUAAAAUUUUGGAUGUCGAUAGAAUGUUGGCAAAGUCUGCUCCGGAUGAAAUGGCACCUGGAGAUCAAACGGGUGGUCAUCCGGUUAUAAGAACGUUGUACGAUCAUUUAGAAGAAGUGACGUGUUUGGAGUUUCAUCCAAGGGAUCCUAUCCUUGUAUCCGGUAGCAGGGAUUUUUCCAUUAAGCUAUUCGAUUUUAGCAAGGCUAGCGUGAAAAAGGCAUUUAGGACAAUUACAGACGCGGAUCAAAUACGAUGUUUAUCGUUUCAUCCGACCGGUGAUUUUUUAGUCGUCGGAACUAAUCAUCCAGUCGUAAGACUGUACGACGUUAAUACAGCGCAGUGCUUCGUCUGUAGUAUACCGAGCCAUCAACAUACCGCUGGAAUAACGAGUAUCAAAUAUUCUCCGGAUGCAAAAACUUACGCAUCAGCUGGGAAAGACGGGAGUAUCAAAUUAUGGGAUGGCGUAUCGAAUCGUUGUAUAAACACUUUCGUAAAAGCGCACGAUGGAUACGAAGUAUGUUCGGUAACGUUCACGAGAAAUGGAAAGUAUUUACUGUCGUCGGGAAAAGAUUCUUUAAUAAAAUUAUGGGAAUUAUCUACUAGCAGAUGUUUAAUAGCGUAUACAGGUGCUGGAACUACAGGGAAACAAGAACACAAAGCGCAAGCUAUUUUUAAUCAUACAGAAGAUUAUGUAAUGUUUCCCGAUGAAGCUACAACAUCGUUAUGUGCUUGGAAUUCUCGAAAUGCAUCUAGGAAACAGUUAUUGUCAUUGGGACACAAUGGUCCCGUAAGACUGAUAGUUCAUUCACCGACUGCUCCAGCGUUCUUGACGUGUAGUGAUGAUUUCAGAGCAAGAUUUUGGUUUAGAAGAAUGCCGACUCAUUAGAUCGGCAUUGCGAUUUCUAGAGGACAGAUAUUCGUCUCAAAGUUAAUAAUUCAAUGAUUUUAUAUUACGUGUGGAUUUACAUAAGAUUACCGGACAAACAUAUAUUCUAUACAAAAAAUUCAAAGGAACAGACAUAUAUAACGAUGUGUGAACAACUGUACAAAAAACUGUCGUACAACGUACAACGUUCUUCGAUUGUCGCAUAGUUAACUACCGUGCCCCGAAGCGACAAAAGUUUACUUUGAUAGUUUAUGUUAAACUGGCAUACGAUCUAGUUCUAAAUCAUUGUACAUAACCGCUUCUCCUUACAUUGAAGUAAAAAGAACGACAAUGUCGUUUUCUUUUGAUACCAA